Molecule: messenger RNA, 777 nt
Organism: Maylandia zebra (zebra mbuna)
Lineage: Eukaryota; Metazoa; Chordata; Actinopteri; Cichliformes; Cichlidae
Source: RefSeq, a predicted model, not a curated record
AUGCAGAUCCUUGCGCUGAUCCUUGGGAUCCUGCUGCUCCCUAAAACAUGUCCAUUGGAAUGUUAUGAAUGCAUACCAGGACCAUCUGGAAGCUGCAAUGAGACAACAAAAGAAUGUCCAUCCAAUACUCAGUGUGGUUCAGUCAGAAUGAUUUCAAAUAUGGGUGGUUCAGAAUUUAAAUUUAUGGGGAGAACUUGUGUUACGCCUGAUCAGUGCUUCAGUGGCUCAGUCAACUUUGGAUUUGCCCAAGUUGUAAUUAACAGCAAGUGUUGCACCUCUGAUCUGUGCAACUCUCAAGAUGUCCCUGAUUGGAGCAUACCCUCGCCAAAUGGGAAAAAAUGCUCGCAAUGUGAUGGAAAUGACUGCACCAAAACUUUAACCUGCAACAGAAAUGAGGACUACUGCAUCUCAGCAGCAGUGAAUGCAGGAGGGGAAACUACUAAAGUAAAGGGCUGCGCCUCCAAGAUGAUUUGUUCAAACACACAAACUGCACAGCUCUCAGGAAUCAUUGGAGGAGAAGUCAGCUGCUGCCAGGGUGACCUCUGCAACAGUGAUACAACAACAGCGUCACAGCCCAGCAGCACAACUGCUGGCACAACAACAGGAUCACAGCCCAGCAGUACAACUGCUGGCACAACAACAGCAUCAAAGCCCAGCAGCACAACUGCUGGCACAACAACAGGAUCACAGCCCAGCAGCACAACUGCUGGCAAAUCAACAAGUACCAUCCUUGUAUGCUUUGUGGCACCACUGAUCGCUUUGGUCUUGUUCUCUUAG